Molecule: messenger RNA, 876 nt
Organism: Sinocyclocheilus rhinocerous
Lineage: Eukaryota; Metazoa; Chordata; Actinopteri; Cypriniformes; Cyprinidae
Product: transmembrane 4 L6 family member 4-like
Exons: 5
Coding region: 102-716 (204 amino acids)
Cellular component (GO): membrane
Source: RefSeq, a predicted model, not a curated record
CUCACCUGCACAAGCACAGGAACGGACGCCUAGCCCGAACAAAGGACUCCGAGACGCCAGACCCAUCUCUCACACUACUGUGGACUGUAUUUGACUGAAUUAUGUGUUCUGGAAAUUUCGCCAAAUGCCUGGGGAUAACCCUCAUCCCACUGACCAUCAUCUGUAUCCUCUGCAACAUUCUGCUGUUUUUCCCGGGUGGUAAUGUGGCCGAUGAGAGCAGCAACAUCACGGAUGAAGUCUUUUAUCUCGGAGGAAUUCUGGGAUCUGGUGUGGUGAUGAUUUUCCCUGCACUGGUUUUCCUGGGCAUGAAGAACAACGACUGCUGCGGCUGCUGUGGGAACGAGAGCUGCGGAAAACGUUUUGCGAUGUUCGGCUCCAUUCUGUUCGCCGCGGCCGGAGCUGUGGGCGCUGCUUACUCCGUUAUUGUGUCUUGUGUGGCCAUUAAUCACGGGCCCAAGUGCUUCACUACCUAUCUCAACGGGACCGUCCAAGCAAUUAACGUCACUUACCCAUUUGCCGACGGGAACUACCUGUCCAACAGAACGCUGUGGGAUCUAUGCGACGGUCCGGGCGAUAUCAUCACGUGGCAUCUGACCCUGUUCUGCAUCCUGCUGGUCACUGGUCUGGUUCAGAUCGGUCUGUGUGCUUUCCAGGUCAUCAACGGGCUCAUCGGCACCAUCUGUGGAGACUGCUGCGGCUGCUGCGGGGACUCCUAAACCACUCAGAAUGGACUUGGCUCAAUGAAUCUUCAGGACUAAUCAUACAUCCAUAUCUGUAAUUGUCAACAGUUUUUCACCUCAUAAUUUGUAUUUAUACUGUUUAGAUGGAUGUUGUUUUCUUCCGUGUUUGCUGUAUACCACAUCUGCCUGAUGAAGG